CCAUUCACUUCAAACUUGUCAGCGUUGCCAAGCAACGCCAGUGUACCUUUCAUGUGCAAAGCUAGCUAGAUGGACUUUUUUUUAAAACUGUCUUCCCUUUGACUGCUAACAAGUUAGUCUGUCGUCGAGUUCUUUUCUUUUAAUGAAAUAAUGAAUGAAACCGGCGAACAGUUUCCUUCCGCGUCGCUAAGCUCCUGCCUCCCAGGGUCCCUCACUGACGCUGCUUCAGCAGAGACCCCCACCUGCACUGAGCUGGAGGAAAACGGAGGGAUGGAGGUAAAGCAGAUGUCCUUGUACAAGAGGUCUGGGAAGAUAAAACAGCACAGCAAGAAGGAUGGUGUUUUAACCGCUGAGAUGAUUUCAAAUAGUAUAUUUCAACUCGGACGCUUUGGCACUGGGCUCCAGCACUCAUUCUACAUCCUUUCUCUGCCUAGUCACAAUCUCAGCGACAUAUCUGUGCUGUGCAGUUAUGUCCAUCUUCAAAAGCUGGAACUGCCACACAACAAAAUUCAAGAUUUAUCCUGCGUGAGCCACAUGCCCUACCUUGUCAUGCUGGACGCUUCCUAUAAUGAAAUCUCAAACUUCUUUGAAUUCCAGCCACCCAAGAACCUAAAGGAGGUGAACUUCUCCCACAACCGUAUGACUAAAAUGAGGGAUUUGUCAGCCUAUGCAUCGCUAACUAAACUGGAUCUAGACUACAACAGCUUUAGUGAGAUCAGUGGUCUUGAGCAAUGUUGCAGGCUCACCCAUCUCAGCCUGGCACACAACAAGAUCUCGAGGAUCAGUGGCCUGGGUGGUUUGCCUCUCACACACCUCUGCCUUAGGGGGAACCAUCUGGAGAAAAUUGAAGGGUUAGAGCACCUGAAGAGCCUGCAGGUUCUCGAUUUGUCUCAGAAUCGCAUCACCAGUCUUUCAGGCCUCGAGAACCUCCAUCUGCUAGGCUCCCUCAACCUGGAGAAAAACCUGGUCAGUGAAAUUCAAGAGUGCAAGCAUAUUCACGACCUUUUACUGUUGAGGGACCUCAGUUUGGUGGAAAACCCUGUGCAGGAGCAACCUGAUUACAAGCUGGCAGUCAUCUUCCUCCUUCAGCAUCUGACUGUGCUGGACCAAGAGGCAGUCACUGUUGAAGAAAAGGUGUCGUCAGUAAACAUGUAUGACCCUCCUAUGGAUGUGGUGGCAGCCAGGGAUCACAUAACCCAUCUAGUGUAUCAGCUGAUGCAGCCCCAGGUCCUUUAUGAAAGCAGUACACUUCCCAGUACAGACUUUCCCUACCCCAUGCUGGUGCUCACAGGUCCUCGAGGCUGUGGGAAGAGAGAGCUGACUCACAGACUGUGUCAAGAGUUCAACGAAUACUUUGCUUAUGGAAUCUGUCACACCACAAGGGGGCCGUACUUUGGAGAAGAGAAUGGACUUGAUUACCAUUUUGUGAGUGAGGAGGUGUUUCAGAGUAUGAUUCACACGCAAUGGGAAAUGUUCUUUCAGGGUAAGCUUAUCCAGACCAUCCAGUAUGGGGGACAUAGUUAUGGACUUACCAGAGAUGCUGUAGAGAAUGUGGCGAGAGAAGGAUUGGCCUGUUGUGUGCAUAUGGAGCUGGAGGGUGUUGUCAGUCUAAAGAAGAGCUACUUUGAGCCUCGAUACAUCCUGCUCAUCCCCACCCAGGUUGAAAAAUACAUAGGCCACCUUAAAGCCCGUGGACUCUACACCCAGGCACAAAUGGAUGCAGCAGUGUCACGUAUAGAGCUCUACGCCAACACCAACAGGCAACGUCCAGGAUUCUUCGAUAAUGUUAUUCCCUGUGAUGACUGGGAAGACGCCUACAAGACACUGAGACAGGCAGUGAAGGAAUACCUGUUGCUAGAGGAGCAGGAGGAGGGAGAGAACAACAACAGAGCAUCCCCUGACAACACCUCCACAGGUCAUAAUCCAGAAGAGAAGCCACUGUCGCCUGUGUCAAUGUCAGGAUCGACACUCACGUCACACUCAGCCAGAGCUCUGGACCCCUCUGAUAUCUCCUACAGAUCGUAUUUUACCAAGAUCCAAGAAGAGCUCCACCCUCAAAAGAGCUCCACUGAGCUAGCUUCUAUCAGGAGGCGUGAGCAGCUGGUGAGGGAGGCUAUAGUGGGGAAGAGUCCAGGGGUUUACAGCCAGCUCUUCAAAAGUUCUGCUCAACCAGCGCCGUCAUCUGUGCAUAAUGAUGAUUCUGGUAACAUUUUUCAAGAGGACAGCGGCUCGGAUGAUUCUCGUGCCAGCUCAGCUUUGUCUGUGCCCAGUUCAGCCGGUGCCUUCUCUGGCUUAGCAGAACCGCUACAUGUCUCAGUCAUGGGACAUGCUUCGGAAACACUUAAAGACCACGUUCCAUCCAGCCAAACACCUAAUGACCCCCAUCCAGGAGCAGAUCAACUAGCUGCAGCUGUGUCCCCCUCCUCUGAUCGACGCCCAGGGUCCAACGUUAAGCCCAUCCUGCCCCCAAUCCCCACUGGGCGCAGGACCCCUGCAGCACCCAGCCUAUCUCCUUCACCCAGCCCCAAACCAGGAAUGGAAGAGGAAGGAGAUGCAAACAUGGAGGGAUAGCUUUAAAGGGAUUUUGAUUUCUGGCACCUAAACGAAGUAAUCCAUUUUUGUAAGAGUAAGAUUUUGUAAGCAUUAGAUCAAAAAAUGAGAAGAAAAGGUUGAAGAAUAUGUGAAAGUACAUAACUUAAAAUACAAGCUUGUAUUCUGACACUGUAAAAACCACAAAACCACGUUAUAUGUCGAAGCCAAACACUUUGGGUUAGAUUAGCCUGUCACUCAUGCUGCUGCCUGUUUAGAUACUUAGAUAUACUUCAUUGAUUUAUACUCAAUAUGUUGUUUAUCAUGAGUGAUGACACAGAUUACUAUAAACAUGGUGACAUUAUUAUUACUACUGCUGAUGACACAUUAUUCUUCAGACUUGCUCACUGAUUUUAAAGCGUGUUUUUCAUGCAUGAUAAAUGUGAUGUCUGGAUAAGAAGCAGUUCUUUUUGUCUUCUCGUAUGAACAUAUAUAUAUCCACAACAGAGAUAUUUGCUCAUCUUUGAAACUUUAUAUAUACAAACUAUGCAAUAAAUGCCAUUUCUUGAUAUGAUAUUAAUAUUCUUGACAGUGUAAUAGUAGCAUUUUAUUUCCUACUGUUCUGUAAUCUCAUCAAGUACAAUUUGGCAUCUCGAUACUGUGUAGUGUUGAGGUCUUGUCAUGGGAUGAUAAAUAUAUCAUUAAUCUUUAUCUCUUCUGAUGGGAUUAUUUAUCCGGCUGAAAAUGCAUUCAUAUGGAAGUUGUUAAUAGAUAUUAAGCAGUACACAAUCAUAAACAUGCUACUAUAUUUUCACAGUGUCUGUGUGUUGCACGCAGCCUUGCAUGCGCCAACAUGUUCGUGGGUUUGGCACAGUGUCUAUUAGUGAGUCGUAUUAAAUAGAAAUUGCCAUUCGUCACAGAUGUGUGCAUUGCUUAUUUAACUGGUCCCUCAGCCAGUCCGCUUGUAGGUAAAUGUGGAUUUGCACACACUGUAUGCAGGUUUGGUCUCCUGGGUUAUACAUGCGUGUGCAGCGUGUGGGCAGUGUGUGUUCGCUCACAUAUACACACAGAACACCUGGCUAUCCAUCACUGUCUGUCUUCCUCUCAGGCAGCAGAUGUUGCAACUCUGUCAUAAUUCUUUUGGAAGUUUGAAGCCAGACUGUGUCUUUAGGGCCCCUGGAGGUCUAACCUACUUACUCUGCAGUCGACACCUCACUAUAGCUAAUCGUGGCCUAACAUGUUGUCUUCCUGUGCAUUAACAUUACAUUAGAUUCGACUUUGUGCAUGAUAUGUAAGGUAUGCAGAGCCGUGUGCAGCUCUUUAAAGUGAAGUUUGAAAUGAGGUGAGAAUGAGGGAGUGGGAAGCUACUUCCAGUCUUGAUGUAUGCCUUUGUUUGGUGCCUACCUGUUCACAGCAUUAGACAGCAUGCCUUACAUAUUUUUUUCCCCUUUUUUUCUGACAGCAAGGUAAAUCUACUCUAAACAUGCCUUUUAAAGUGCUAUACAGUUUAUUUAUCUGUGAUGAUUCUAUACAAAGCAAUCCUUAAAUAACACUGUCUGUAUUACCAGAGAAAGCUUAAAAAGGAUGCACUGUCUCCUUUUAGAGGUGGUUCAAUGGGUAGCAUGUGCCUGGUAAUGCUUGCCUCAAGCACUUGUCUUCUUUCGCUUCACCAGCUGCUGGAAGAUAAACAUGUCACAUGCUUUCAUUCUGGUGCUUUUAUAACUCCUCAAGACACAAGCACUUCUUGGUACACGGAAAAAGUGACCGCGUUUUGUGGUAGACACAAAGACCUGCAUCUGAGAUUUAUGUCUGGAGGAAAGAGAGAGCGGUUAUGGCGAUAGAUAUGCAGAAGCACGUUAUCAAUUUUCACAAAGCUGAAAUAGGCAAUGUUAUGAAUUAAUUUUUUAUGAUAUUUGUAAGACUCGAGCAAUGAAUGGAGAGAGAGUUAAUCUAUAUUUUAAUUCCAGAAAGAAUGUUGUGAGAAAUAAUGGAAAUUGGAAGCAGCAUGGCAUCAGAGUGACUGACGUUCUAAAACUGCAUUAUAGUCUUGGAAAGUUGUGUUUUGCCUGAACAAGUUUGAUAGAAAUAACACUUUAUAGAGGUUUAAUAAAAAGAAAUAUAGUUCUGUGCAAAAGGCUCGACCACUGUCAUUUCUUUAUAUUUCGGUAGGAAAAUGGGAAACUGGUGCAACGAUUUAUAGAAAUGUGUAAACAUACGUGCAAAUAAAUGAUAUAAGUCAAAAA
Oreochromis niloticus (Nile tilapia) is the source of this 4772-nucleotide messenger RNA. It is a transcript of the gene lrguk, whose product is annotated as leucine-rich repeats and guanylate kinase domain containing. The transcript is spliced from 21 exons. Gene Ontology annotation, cellular component: cytosol. Gene Ontology annotation, molecular function: GMP kinase activity; protein binding. The record is from RefSeq and is a predicted model, not a curated record. Lineage: Eukaryota; Metazoa; Chordata; Actinopteri; Cichliformes; Cichlidae. Bases 151 to 2571 code for a protein of 806 amino acids.